AUGCGUUUGACGGAGUCCGUCAUUGCGGUCUGGGCGUGUCUGGCCCAAGUCCAAAUUGCCGAAGCAGCACUGGCCUUCACGCAGUGGCCCACGGCCAUAUACACUGGCGUCCCCACCACUCUGAAAUGGGAGACUGAUUCUGACGCGCCCGUUAAAGUCACGCUGCGUAAAGGUGCGGCUCAAGACCUGGACACCGUCAAGGUCUUGACUGCGGAAGCACGCGACGGCUCCUUCACCUGGACCCCUGACGACACGGUGGAAGAUGGUGACGACUACGCCUUCCAGAUCCAGCAAGAUGGCCAAGUGAACUACACGGGGCUCUUGAAAGUCUCGAACCCCAACCCACCCGCGAGCACGACUUCGGCCACCACCGCGAUCUCUUCCACGACAGCGCCUUUGCCCAGCUCAAGUUCAGUCACGACUACGCAAGACGCCUCGCCGACCCAAACCCAGACCACCCCGAGUCCCACGCCCACUGACACCGCUCCUCGGGACGAGACGGACAGCGUUACUGCAGGAACCACUGGAUUGAACGUCACGGAUACGGAUGAGAGCACCUCCCCAUCGAGCCGCCAGUCCAACAUGACCUCCGGCAAGAGUGCCCUUGCCGCCGCGAUGGAGAGCGGCGGCGCGUCCUUCCGCCUGGUCUCCGCCGACCUGCUCCUUGGCGCCGUGGCUAUGGUUUUCUACCUGGCUUAUUGA
Molecule: messenger RNA, 702 nt
Organism: Aspergillus heteromorphus CBS 117.55
Lineage: Eukaryota; Fungi; Ascomycota; Eurotiomycetes; Eurotiales; Aspergillaceae
Product: GPI anchored serine-threonine rich family protein
Exons: 2
Coding region: 1-702 (233 amino acids)
Source: RefSeq, a predicted model, not a curated record